Penicillium canescens is the source of this 3345-nucleotide messenger RNA. RefSeq lists its product as uncharacterized. Lineage: Eukaryota; Fungi; Ascomycota; Eurotiomycetes; Eurotiales; Aspergillaceae. Bases 1 to 3345 code for a protein of 1114 amino acids. The transcript is spliced from 5 exons. The record is from RefSeq and is a predicted model, not a curated record. Gene Ontology annotation, cellular component: HDA1 complex.
AUGUCCCGAGCUCACUCUCCCACCCUCAACAACCGAAACACCGGAAGUUCUAGAAGAUGUGCUGACUCACCUGGAGCUGGACCUACAAUCACGACUGAUAGUAGUGACAGCAGCGAUAACAGCGAAGCAGAGGACGAGUGGCCUAUUAAGAGCAUCCUGCGCGAAACCGAUACACAUUACCUCAUUGACUGGGAGGGUCCUUACGAACCAACUUGGGAACCCAAAGAGAACGCCAGCGAGCUUGCUAUUGAGGUCUGGGAGAAGUGGAAAGCCCGCAAUUCAAGAGCUGGUCCAAUUAUCAUCUCCUCUGAUAGCAGCUUACAACAAGAGGUUCACAGCAGCAGCCCCAGCAGCAACCCCAGUCGCAGUCGCAGCCCCGGCCAAUUUCGGAGUGAAGACGCCAAACCUCUGAGUGAAGAGGGUGAUCGCAGCUCACGAGCGUCCUCGGCAUUGUUUGUAAAGCAGGACGAUCUUCCGGAAAUACUUGAAUCCAUUGAAGCCCACCUCGUCCCAGCUUCAAACCUCGCUCGAGCGUCCCUCGAUUAUUCCUCAGACGACUUACGACCACGACACCGCUCUUCUUCUUUUGAGACUAUAUCCGAAGCUUCUCCGCCCCCCGAGGACCUCCCACCGGCCGAGUGUGAAGAAGUCGCUGCAGGUGAUCCGCUGCAAAACACUCAAGUGCAGGUCCCUACUUCUGAUCUGAAUUCUUUGAUUGCCAGAGAGCCUCCGCACUGGCAAUUCAAUCAUAACAGCACUUUGGCGUCAGUUAUUCCAAAUACACCAGGCACCUACAAAGGUUACAAAGCUAGCGAAGUAGCCGAGACGCCCGCUGGGUCACCAUCUGCGAAAAGCAAUAUCUCGUUUGACACUCCCAAUCUUUACAGUACAUUGAUCUCCCAACCUUUCCCAUCACGUGGUCCAAUUGAAGAAGCGAAAAUUCCAAAACCAAGAUAUUUGGGCACGAUCCCAGAAACAAUCUUCCGUCCUUCACAGCAACGAAAAUUGAGUGGAGAAGUUUUUGAUCAACCGAGCCAUUCAUUUUCUAGCCUUUUCCCUGCACGGUCAUCACGCCAAACGAUGGAUGAAAGAGAGACCAAGCCCCCGCUCGGUGAUCUACCCGGGUCUACUCCAAGAGAAAGAAUUCGCAACGCAUGGGCCCAACUGAACGUAGAACCCCAAUCCGCGGGAACUCAAACGGCCAGUGGAAUUGACACCCCAUCAUCCGUGGGGGAUAUCGAGGCAUCAAUGCCAGUGACGGUCCCUGAAACAACCGCACCACUCAGUGUCAGAGCUGAGGCGAACCCGUUUUCCCACACUGCAGUUCAUCAUGCUCAUUCGUCUCUACUGCCACCGUCGGAGCUAGCCCAUGGUCAUCUAGGUCAACCCUCGAUGCAAACCAUUCAUCCAAGUGCGUUGACGGCCACAGGCACGGAAGAGAUCGUGCCAGGAUCGGUCCUCCUCGGGCCCUCCGAAUUUGCUGUCACUCUUCCAAUGGACUCUCGGGUAAAGGAUGACUAUGAACGAGUGUUGGCAGACGCAGCCACAAGCAUUCGCCGGUUCUUCGUUGGUUUCCAGUCUGAUAGCCAAAUACCAGUUUCUGAGCGGGAACAUCUCCAACAAAAGAUGCGGGAGGUUGUUAUGCAGCUGAACAACGUUUCAACUCAUCCAGACCUUAACAUUGCAAAUCAUCUCAAAGACUCUGAUUCGGACCCUGAGAAGGAGGCAUCCUGGGCCGAAUACUCCAGUGCGAAGUUCCUCUUCCUUGGUCAUCUCAUGGAUGCCGUGGAAACGCAUGAGCUUCAUGUGAUCAUUGCGGUUCAAGACGAGAAGAAACAGGCAGUUAUUGAGCGUUAUCUGCUAGGGAAAGGCUUUGCAUACACCAGACCCCGCGAUGACAUGGGCCGCACUCUGGAAGUAUCCCUGUCGAGGGGGCCACUCAGCUUUGGUAUCCAUUCCAGCGAGAGCGUGCGCGAACUUUACAAGCCACCAUCUGCCAUUUUUGCAUUAGAUGCUUCUUUCAACCCUAAGAGCCCGUCCAUGCAACACAUCCGAACUACCUAUGCCCGAAACGGAAACUUGCUCCCUGUCAUCUGGUUCCUCGUUGCGAACACCAGUGAACACAUCCAACGCUGUUUGCCGGAUUUGCCCGAGCCAGAGCGAUUGCAUUGGCUUGUUCAUUACACUGCCCGUUUUCACGACGAGGUCGGUGAUCUCCAGGAUGAUGCGCUGGGUGUACAUGAGGACGCCGAAGAGAUUCUCACAUACCUCCUGGAUAGUGUUGCCGGCUGGCCACUUGCCACGAUUGAGCCUUUGGCCUUUGUGUCCAAGGAGGAACUGGAGUCGUCAACCCCUUCAUCUGGCUCUUCACUCCCACAGACCCAGAAACGGUCACUAGACGAUGAAAGUGAGGAUCACACGUCAAAGCGCGCACGAGUCGAUACUCAAGACAACAGUCAAUGGACCGAGUCAACGAAGCCUCCAAGCCAAACAUUGUAUAACGAUUUGGAGUCACUGGAGAAAGUUCUCAUCCAGACGAAGCACGCCCACGCGACUGAGAAAGAGCAAUUGCAGACAGAGUUAGCUCAAGUGCGUGCUCAGGCGAAAGAAAUGGAACUGGCAUUCGGCAAACUACAACACCGGUUCGAGACUCGGACCGAACAAGUCCACAUGGUUCGCAAAGAGCGUGAUGCAUUGGCUGCGUACAAAACAACCCUUGAGCAAAACCUCGAAAAGCGGGAGCGGGAGGUAUUCACUUUGAAAGAAGAAAAGAAAGUACUCAGGCAUGAACUUGAAGAAGCCAGAGAAACGAUCAAAGCUGGCGGUGGUAGCGCUGCUGAACUGGAGACAGCACGCGGCGAAAUCCGUCGCCUAACUACGGAAAAUGAGGACCUCAGUCGCAAGGCUACUUACGAAGCGAAACGGUCUGAAUAUACUAGAGAGCAGUAUCAAACUGCAUCUACAGCGGCAGCUCAAUCAGGCAAUGAAAGCCGUCUACUGACAUCCGAAAACGAGGAUUUGAAGCGCAAAGCCGAUCAGAACAAGCUCAAACUUCGCGAACUAAACAUCAAGGACAACACUGCUCGCCAUCUCGCUCGGAACAAAGAGCUGGAAUUGACAUUAGCGGCGCGUGACGAACUCCUACGCAGAAAGGAAGAGGAGCUUCGUGAAAUCCGCAAAAAUCGACCAUCCACCCGCUCAACGAGCACUCAGCCACGAAGCCCUAAGAUCUCCGCCAGCAGUCGUCCAACUAGCCCAGGUGUUGGCCAUAACGGCAAUGGCCACAACGGUGGUCUUCCGGGUAGAGGCAGCGCACUGCGAUUUAGCUCAGAAAUGCGGUUUUGA